Messenger RNA from Candidula unifasciata, 5155 nucleotides. NCBI's taxonomy places the organism in Eukaryota, Metazoa, Mollusca, Gastropoda, Stylommatophora, Geomitridae. The record is from the annotation of a GenBank genome assembly.
AUUGAUAAGUUCACAGUGGAAGCAGUUUCUCUGGGGGCCAUCAAUUCCGUCAACAUUGGCCAUACAGAAAAGAAACCUGGCCAGGGCUGGCAUCUUUCUUAUGUUGCAGUCAGGGAGGAUAACUUGCAUGAUGAACAGACUGAGACGUAUUUUCCAUGUAACAGAUGGUUUGAUACUGGCCAAGAAGACCAGAAAAUAGAAAGAGAACUCUUUCCAGGUCAAAAACCAAAAAGCAAGCCAAAAUCAGGUGGUGAGUAUCACAUGUGGCUUGCAACUGCAGAGGAUUCUGAACCAGCUAAUGGAGGAAAGGCAACACUGGUUGUUUAUGGUGAUGAAGGAAAUAGUGGAAAUAUUGAUUUGUUUGCACCAAACAGCACUGCCAAACUGUUUGAACCAGCUAAUAUUGAUGAGUUUGAGGUUUCAACAGGAGAUAUUGGAGAGAUCUAUAAGAUUAGAAUUACCAGAGAAGACAAGGCUGACUGGAAGGCUUGGCAUCUUGAAGAGGUUAAGCUAAAGGACAAAACUACAGGAGAAGUUUUUAUUUGUCAAUUUGAUAGCUGGUUAUCACUUGACCGGGAGGAUGGAGACCUGUCUAGAGAGCAAGCUGUGGCUUCUACUGGACAAACUACACUGACUGUUAAAAAAUAUGAAGUUCUUGUGGCAACAGGAGACCACUGGGCAGCAGAAACAGAUGCUAAUGUAUACAUAACCUUAUUGGGUUCUCGGGGUGAUUCAGGGAGGAGAGUACUUCACAGGUCAAGAACCAAGAACAGAAAAUUUCAAAGAGGCCAGGAUGACCUAUUUGUGAUUGAAGCUGUAGACUUGGAAGAACUGAAGACUGUUGUGGUCGGCCAUGAUGGACGGGGGCCAGGUUCUGGUUGGUUCUUGAAGCACAUCACUGUCACAGAUACCAGUGGAACAAACAAGAAUAAGCAUUUGUUUCCUUGUGGAAAAUGGUUGGAUGAAGGUGAAGCUGAUGGGAAAAUUGAGAGAACAUUAAGAAAGAUAGAUGUACCCAGACUGUCAACAUCGAAGGCUAUGCCUGUUGAAUGUGGAGGACAAUGGAAGGUGAAGGUGAAGACAUCAGACAUGCCAGAUGCUGGUACACAAGGGCGGGUUUACAUCACUAUCCAUGGAACCAAAGAUUACUCACAGCCAGUUCCUCUAGGUGAUGGCUUUUCAUCAAAAGAAUGUUUUGUGCCCGGAAAAGAAUCCACUUUUGAUGUUACAGUAGGGGAGAUUGGAGAGUUGGCCAAAAUUAGACUAGAACAUGACACAGACAACAAAGAUUCUGCAUGGCAUGUUGAUUGGGUCUGGAUGAAACACCUGGAGUCUGGCUUUGAAUACUUAUUUAUAUUUGACCAGUGGUUGGCUGAUAAUGGCCAAGAUAGACAGGUUUUCAGGGAAUGUGCUGUUGAGUCCACUGGUUGGAUGCCUUCUCCUUUAUUACGCUACAUCAUUAUUGUGCAGACGGGAAGAAAGCCAAAUUCUGGAGCCCAUGGCGGCGUGUGCACCAUCAAUAUUAUGGGCUCACAAGGAGUUACAGGUCAGCAGAAGUUGUCUCAUCCACUGGGAACGUCUGCAGACUGUAUGAAGGAUGGCAUGCUGGAUGUAUACAUGCUCGAGGCCGUCUGUGUGGGGGAAAUCAGAAAUUUGAAGAUAGGAUUUGAUGGCAAAGGCAGAGUUAAGAGAUGGUUUCUGGAGAGUGUCAUAGUCAUGGAAAGCUUGUUAGCUCUCUCAGAGAGUGUCUUCAUUGCAAAUUCUUGGCUGGAUUCAGAAAAACAACCAGAGUUGCUGUUAUUUCAAAAACAAAGCACACUUUAUAUUAACACAGGUGUAUGGGACCUGUGGAUUCAGACUGUAAAUGAAGAGGGUGCAGGAACACAGAGCGUGAUUGUUCUUGUGUUGUGUGGUACAACUGGAUCUUCUCCACCACUUUAUCUCAACCAACAUAAUGACUUCCAUGCCGGCUCUUGUUAUCACACACAGAUCAGGUCUGGUAAGACAGGUGACAUUUUCAAAAUUAGGCUUGCAUUUGCAGACAAAUCUGGAAAGUCUUGGUAUUUGGAAAGGAUCAAACUGAAAGACAGUGUCACAAAACAAGAAUUCAACUUUGAUUACAAGAGCUGGUUGCGUUGCACUGAAGACAACCCGUUAGGAACGGUUGAACUACCUGCUAUAAGACCUGAUAUUGCCCCACUACCUGACUGCACUUACAGAGUCCGUAUUGUCACAGGUGAUCUUCCUUGUGCAGAGACUUCAGCAGAAGUAAACUUGAUGAUAAUUGGUCACUGGGGAGAUUCAGGGCAAGCUGCUUUUAGUCGAGGACAAACUGAUGAGUUUGAGCUGAAACUUCUCAGUUUGGGCAAGAUUUCCAAAAUUCUGCUGGGACACAAUGAAUAUGGACGAGGUCAUGGUUGGUUUUGUCAGCAAGUGUCAAUUACUGAUACUGACCAACGUGGCAACAAGACAGAGACUGUCUUUGCAGUUAACAGAUGGUUGGAUACUGGGGUUGAUGAUCGACAAACAACAGGUGAAUUUUCUGCUACUGGAACAGUAUCACUGAAAGAAGUUAUCAGUUCAAAGAAAAGAAUGUCUUCAAAUGGUAUAUGGUCAUGCUUCAUCAAAAUAGCUGGAAUGGAUAAAGUGAAUAUUAGUGAAAUAAUCCAUCAAGCCUCACCCAAACUGUCUCUGACUGUGUAUGGCAGUAAAGGCAUUGCAGGACCAUUGAUACUUGAGGACAGAAAGAAUGGAAGCAUUAUUCCUGGACAGACAUGUUCAUUUAAGGGACUCAGAAUUGGGGAUGUUGGUGACUUCAUCAAGCUGAGAGUGAGUUAUGGCACUAAUGAUGAAACAACAACAACUUGGGCAAUUGAAAAGGUUCUGCUUGAAGACAGUGUAUCCAGUGAAAAGCUUUGGUUUGACUUCAACAGAUACAUUGGAGAAGUGUCAACAGAAUUUAGCAAAGAGUUGCCUGUCAUAAGGCCUGCUGUGGUAGUACCUCCAUUGAUCAAAUACAUAGUCAGAACAGAAACAUCAAGUACUUCGGGUGCAGGUACUGCUGCCAAAGUUUAUGUCACAAUCUAUGGGCAGAAAGGAGACAGUGGACGCCGACUCCUGCUCAUAAAUGGGAGAGCAACUCAGUUUAGACAGGGGGAGGAAAACAUGUUUGAAAUUGAAGCUGUUGAUCUUGGCAAGCUUGAAAAAGUGGUUUUAACAAAGGGCUCUGGUGAUCCCUGGCUGUUGAAACAUAUGAUCAUCAAGGCUGGGCUUUAUGGACCAGAAGAAUACAUCUUCUUAUGGAACAAAUGGAUUGGGAAUGUGAAUGAAAGAAACCAGGAAAUAGAAACAACCUUGAUAGCAGAAUUAUGCAGACCAAGUAACUUUGCAGCUCCAAUCAGCGAGUUUCCUGAUUUUCCGGUCACGUGUGGACAGUGGACUGUGGAAACUUCUACAGGUCCUACAGGUAUUACUGGUGAUGCAACAGAUGUUACAGUGAUUUUCUGUGGUAGCAGAAAGGAAAGCAGUCCAGUGAGCCUAAGUCCACAGAAUGAUAACCCUUUCCAGCCUGGCAUGAAAGAUCUUUUUGAGUUAGGUCUCGCUGAAGAUGUUGGUGAGCUCAUCAAAAUCAGACUUGGCUUUGAGGAUAACUCAGUACAUAAGAAAUGGCACCUGAAAAAGAUCACAUUUGAGGAUAAUGACACCAAAGAUACAUUCUCAUUUGAACCAAGAGAGUGUCUUUCUGUCAGUGAUGUUUCUGAUGGCUAUUUAGAAUUUCCUGUCAUCUGGCCAGGAGUUCCAAUUCUUCCUAUUGUGAAGUAUAUCAUCACAAUAGAGGCAGGAGAUGUUCCUCAUGCUGCCCUCAAGGAACCUAUUCUAGUUAAACUUGAUGGUGAAAAGGGCAGUACAGGAUACCGAUCUUUGAAAAACAGAACUGAGAGUCAUCAUCAUCAACAGGGGCAGACCAUAAAAUCAGAGAUAGAAGUGGUCAGUCUGAUGAGACUGAACAGCAUUACAAUUGGACAUACCAAUAAUAAUCCAGGAUCUGGGUGGUAUCUUUUUGGUGUGACAGUACAACCAAGCAAUGAAGAGAGAGAUUAUGUGUUUCUUUGUAACAGAUGGUUGGAUUCUGGUCAAGAUGAUAGGAAGAUCAGCAGAACGCUACACUACAAUGACAACAUAAAGACGUUAAACACCAGCAUACAGCCUAUUGCUAGAAUUGCCCCAAUGAAGAAAAUGCCCAGUACACAUUUGGUACAUGAAGACGAGAUUAAAUCUCCCGAUGCUGAACCUGAAAAAGUUUUCAAAUAUGAGAUUACUGUAGUGACUGGACAGGAGCCGGGCAGUGGCACAACAGCUCAGCUUGUCAUAGUUUUCUAUGGCGACAAGGGUCAUUCAGAACCAUUCCUUAUAGAAGAACAUGGUGCAGUGAUCUUGACUGAAGGAAGCAUCCAGAAAUUCCAGGUUUCCACUGACACAGAUCUGGGCAACCUUUAUAAAAUUCGUGUAGGAUUUAAUGCUGCUGGGUGUGAACAAGAAUGGUAUUCUGACCCAGAUUCCAGUCCUUCAUGGUUUACAGAAAUGAUUCAAAUUAAGAAUAUAAACACAGCACAAAAGCAUCACAUUGAUACAAACCAGUGGGUAAGAAUAGAAGCUGAGCAAGAUUUUUGGAGAGAGUUUCCUAUCAAGAGAGCAAUUUCCAGUGAAACUCUUGCUGUGCAAGACUACAUAAUAGAUGUGUACACUGGGGACAGAAGUGGAGCAGGCACAAAUGCAAAUGUAUACAUACAAAUUUGUGGACAAAAUGGAGACUCAGGAUGGCGCCACUUACACAGCUCUAAACAAAUUUCCAGCAAGUUUGAAAGAGAAUCGCAUGACGUGUUUACAGUAACAGCUGUGGACCUUGGGAAAUUGACCAAAGUAAAAGUAAAACAUGAUGGCCAUGGCCCAGGCUCUGGCUGGUAUUUGGAUAAAAUCAAAGUGAGAGAAUCUCAAGAAGCUGCCACUGUCUUCCUGUUUGAAUGUAACAGAUGGCUUGAUGAAGGAGAAGAUGAUGGAGCCAUAGAGAGGGAACUGGCAUUAACAGAUGUGCUCGAAGAGAAAUUAGAAUCUCAUCAUGUAAUGGCAGAUGAUAAUGAAGAUAAUGAUGAUGAUC